AUGCGAGCCACCUUCCUAGGCCUUGUUGGCCUCCUCCCUGUGGCCUAUGCCCAAUGUCCCUACAUGGCGGCGCGCGACACCCCUGGCAGUGGCGCCGCCGGGGAUACCGAGGAAUUCCUGUCGCAAUACUACUUGGAUGACAGUGAUAGCUUCAUGACCUCCGACGCCGGGGGACCCAUUGCCGAUCAGGACAGCCUUCAGGUCGGUGAUCGCGGUCCGACCCUGCUGGAGGAUUUUAUCUUCCGCCAGAAGAUCCAGCGAUUCGACCAUGAGCGGGUCCCGGAACGCGCCGUCCACGCCCGCGGCGCUGGCGCCCACGGUGUCUUCACCUCGUACGGGGACUACUCCAACAUCACGGCGGCCUCGUUCCUCAGCAAAGAGGGUAAGGAGACACCCGUCUUCCUGCGCUUCUCCACCGUCGCCGGCAGUCGCGGCAGCUCCGAUCUCGCGCGCGAUGUCCACGGUUUCGCGACCCGCUUCUAUACCGACGAGGGCAACUUCGACCUAGUGGGAAACAAUAUCCCCGUCUUCUUCAUCCAAGACGCCAUUCUCUUCCCGGAUCUGAUCCACGCCGUUAAGCCGCGCGGUGACAAUGAGAUCCCGCAAGCUGCCACGGCACACGACUCCGCCUGGGACUUUUUCUCUCGCCAGCCCAGCACCAUGCAUACGCUGUUCUGGGCCAUGGCUGGCCACGGUAUCCCCCGGUCGUUCCGCCAUCUGGAUGGGUUCGGCGUGCAUACCUUCCGGUUUGUCACCGACAAGGGCGAGUCCAAGCUGGUCAAGUUCCACUGGAAGUCUUUGACCGGCAAGGCGAGCAUGGUCUGGGAAGAGGCCCAGCAGGUGUCGGGCAAGAAUGGCGAUUUCAUGCGCCAGGAUCUGUUCGAGAGCAUUGAGGCGGGCCGGUUUCCCGAGUGGGAGCUCGGUGUCCAAGUCAUGGAUGAGGAGGAUCAGCUUCGCUUCGGGUUCGACCUGUUCGAUCCCACCAAGAUCGUGCCCGAGGAGCUCGUCCCCAUCACCAAGGUGGGCAAGAUGACGCUCAACCGCAACCCUCGCAACUACUUUGCUGAAACCGAACAAGUCAUGUUCCAACCCGGCCACCUCGUCCGCGGAAUCGACUUCACCGAGGACCCCCUCCUGCAAGGCCGCCUCUUCUCCUACCUGGACACGCAACUCAACCGCAAUGGCGGUCCCAACUUCGAGCAGCUGCCCAUCAACCAGCCGCGUGUGCCCAUCCACAACAACAACCGCGACGGUGCCGGCCAGAUGUUCAUCCCGCUGAACCCCCACGCCUACUCCCCCAGCCAGGGCGCCCCCCAGCAGGCCAACCAGACCGCCGGCAAGGGCUUCUUCACGGCCCCGCACCGCACCGCCAAGGGCGCCUUCACGCGAUCCGUGUCGCCCUCCUUCGCCGACGUCUGGUCGCAACCGCGCCUCUUCUUCAACUCGCUCAUCCCCGCCGAGCAGCAGUUCAUCAUCAACGCGAUGAGCUUCGAAACCUCCAACCUCAAGAGCCCCGUCGUCAAGCAAAACGUCAUCAUGCAGCUCAACCGCAUCAGCAACGACGUCGCCUGCGCCGUCGCCCGCGCCAUCGGCAUCGCCGAACCCAAGCCGGACCCAACCUACUACCACGACAACACCACCGUCAACGUCGGCGCCUUUGGCCACAAGCUCUUCAAACUCGACGGCCUCAAGGUCGGCAUCCUGGCCUCCAACUCCGUCCCGGAAAGCACCUCCUCCGCCAAGACCCUCGCCGACCAGCUCGCCCGCGUCAACGUUGACGUCGUUGUCGUUGCGGAACACCUCGCCGACGGCAUCGACCAAACCUACGCCGCCUCCGACGCCAUCCAAUUCGACGCUGUCAUCGUCGCCUCAGGCGUCGCCGACCUGUUCACCCAGCGCUCCCUCAUUAAACCCACCGCCUCGUACCCCGCCGGCCGCCCCCUCCAAAUUCUCGUCGACGCCUUCCGCUUCGGCAAAACCGUCGGUGCUCUCGGCGCGGGCGACUCCGCCCUCAAAGACGCAGGUAUCGCCUCUGACCGUCCGGGCGUCGUCGUCGCCAAGGACGCCGGCAAGGGCUUUGUAGAUAGUCUUACUGAUUCCCUGACGACGUUCAAGUUCUUGGAUCGGUUUGCUACGGGUGCCUAG
Aspergillus campestris IBT 28561 is the source of this 2145-nucleotide messenger RNA. It is a transcript of the gene cat1, whose product is annotated as catalase catB. NCBI's taxonomy places the organism in Eukaryota, Fungi, Ascomycota, Eurotiomycetes, Eurotiales, Aspergillaceae. The transcript is spliced from 4 exons. Gene Ontology annotation, biological process: hydrogen peroxide catabolic process; response to oxidative stress. The coding region runs from base 1 to 2145 and encodes 714 amino acids. The record is from RefSeq and is a predicted model, not a curated record. Gene Ontology annotation, molecular function: heme binding; catalase activity. Gene Ontology annotation, cellular component: cytosol.